GGAGGAGACAGUGGGGUGAGUUGAGUUUAGUGAGGCAGUAGGACGUGACUCAUCAUUAAUGGACGUUAAUAAGUGCCCCAGCCCGGUGUAAGAGGGCACAAAUCUCAUGUGGUGCAAAUGCCACAACUGCCUCACAGCUUCUAACAUGUCCAUCUGGUUGUAUAACAUCCACCAAGCCUUAAAAUAGAGCUGUCGUGCAAACAGAGCUCAGAGCUGUGCAGAGAUCACUGAGGAAUAAACAACAACCGGGUCACAACAACAACCGGGUCACAACAACAACACAACAACAACAACAACACAACAACAACAACACAACAACACGGUGCUGGAUUCCGUCCAGUCGACGAGCUGCUUCGCUUUAAAUCAUGGGGCCGAAGAUUAAGUUCAGGAAGCAGAAGAAAUACCGCAACGACGUGAUCGCGACUGCGCAUGCUACAGGAUGGGUUCUCCAGUUCUGGAACGCUCUUCUGGUUGGCGAUGAGGUCAUUGUGGUCAGUAUCAUCGAUGACCCCGAGUACGCUCACCUGAUGGACGCCAUUUAUGACACCAGCGACAUUGAGGAGUGGAAGAACUUCAGGUUUAACUACAGAGGGUUGAGACUGUGGUCUCUGACCUACGAGCAGGAGCUGACCACGCCUUUGCACAUCACUGCGGGCCGAGGCUUCACCGAGUGCCUGAGGCAUCUCCUCCUCAGAGGGGCCAGUGUAGAUUUUGCCCCUGGGGGCACCACUGCACUGCACGAGGCAUGCCAGGAGUGCCAGGCGGAGUGUGUUAAAGUGCUGCUGCAGUACGGUGCCAACGCCAACGCCGUCACUGAGGACGGCCUGAUGCCCCUGCACCUCUGCACUGAGCUGGAGUCACUGGAGUGUGCCAAGUAUGUCCUCGAGUACGGUGCAGCCAUAAACGGCCGCAGCUUGGAAGAAAACGACACGCCGUUGCAUGUAGCUGCACGUCACGGUCUUCUGGGCCACGUGGAUCUGUACCUGCGUCACGGUGCAGCAGUGGACUGGCAGAAUGACGAAGGACAAACGCCACUGAACACUGCAUGUUCACAUCCGCAUGAGCACACUGCUCUUGAGCGCUAUGCCCAAGUGUGCCAGCGGCUGGUGGAGGCCGGGGCAAACGUGGGCACGGGUGACACCGACAAACACACUCCUCUGCACAUGGCAUGCAAGAACGCCAACCUCGGGAUAGUGGUGCUACUUCUACGGAACGGUGCCUCCGUCAAUAUCAUGAACUACGGAGGCGAGGCACCCAUGCAUAAUAUCCUAAAAAUGGUGGCUUAUAAGUUGGAGCAUGAACCUGAGCGGAUUGUUCAGGAACUGCUCAACUAUGGAUCAAUCAGAGUGUGGCCAGGAGCUCUGCCAAAGGUCCUGAAGUACUGCUGUAUGUCACCACGUACAAUAGAAGUGCUGCUGAAUGCAUAUAGCCAUCUCAAAGUCAAUGAUCACUGGGUGGAAGCUGUUCCACUAGAGGUGUUUCAGAAACAUCAGGACUUUUACGAGUCUGUGUUUGCCCUGGCCAAUACUCCUCGCUCCCUGCAGCAUCUGGCGCGCCACACGUUACGCACCUAUCUAGAAGGCCGUGUGCACAAAGUGGUGCCCAAAUUAGGCCUGCCCACGUUUCUGAAGGACUACUUGAUGCUGGAGUUUCGAGGCUAUGUUCACUAAAUGUUCACUGAACCAAAAGUGUUCUAUCAAGCUUGAAAGGACAUGGAUGUUGUUCAAAAACUGUUCAGUGAUGCUGAUGGUUCAAUUGUACAUACUCUAUAUUAGAAAAAAAGGCAUGUCGUUUUUUAACUUUGUGUUAGCACAGAUACUGGCAGAGGUGCCACUAAUUACACUUUGUUAACCAUUUGAUCGCUGGCUCUCUACAGCUGAAAUCCAUACAAACACAAAAUUUCAGAUUCACUGAAGGGGAAAGGGUUUGCGAACCAAAAAAAAGACAAGACUUUGGUCUCUUUGUUCAAUAAAAUCAAAACAUUUGUCAUCUUGUCUACAGAUAUAAAAACACAAGGGUUUUCAUACUCUGUUUUUUUUUUUCUCUUUACCUGCUAGGAUUUGCUUGCUAGCAAGUUUACAUAGCAUCAUCUCGACUAUACAGAUGCCCUGACCAGUAAUUUGGGCAGGUUGUGAGAUCAAAUCCCAGUCGGAAUAAAAGCAUCUGCUAAAUGGAUAAAUGUAAAUUGCCUUAAAUGAGACACAAAUAUCAUUCAGCGCUGUGCAUAAAUUUUCAUGACAUGUGUCUUUGAAAGAGUAGACUAAAUGAAUUUGUCUAACCGUGGAGCAAACAACGUUUGAGAAGUGUUUUUUUUUUUAAUUUUCAGUGUUUAAAAGACUGAUGAUGAUGAUGUUGAUGAUGAUGAUGAUGAUGAUGAUGAUGAUGAUGAUGGGGAAUAGCUUUUGUAGACACUAACAUGCAUUCCCUUUUGCAUUUGCUGUUUUAUUGAAAGAAAAUAACAUUGAUUUAAAAUAAGGUGUUUUACUGUAUGAUUGAAGGAUCAUUGUAUGACAAAGUAGAUUUCUUUAUCAUCUUAAAAGCUUUUACAUUUCUGAUUGAUGAAUUGUCGGUGAUGAGCUUAUUAUUGAUUGCGGUUAUUUUGUAGACCACGAGGGGGCGCGCUGCAUCUAGAACUAUCACAUCUCUAUUUAGAAAGGCAUUAGGAAGUAUUUAAAAACAUGAAUGUAUAGCCUGAACAUUUAUUUGCAUGUAAUUAUUGACAUAUUAA
This is a messenger RNA of Hemibagrus wyckioides, 2728 nucleotides long. It is a transcript of the gene asb10, whose product is annotated as ankyrin repeat and SOCS box containing 10. Bases 366 to 1670 code for a protein of 434 amino acids. The transcript is spliced from 5 exons. The record is from RefSeq and is a predicted model, not a curated record. Gene Ontology annotation, cellular component: axon initial segment; membrane; synapse. Gene Ontology annotation, molecular function: transmembrane transporter binding. Gene Ontology annotation, biological process: intracellular signal transduction; neuronal action potential; negative regulation of delayed rectifier potassium channel activity. NCBI's taxonomy places the organism in Eukaryota, Metazoa, Chordata, Actinopteri, Siluriformes, Bagridae.